CCUCAAGUUAAUAGUAGCUGGUGGGUCUUACCUUAUAAACCACUUCAUGUUUCCUAUUUUUCCCGAUGUGGGACAUUUUGGGGUUCUCAAAUCUCCCCAUCUUAUGAUGCAACGUCCUCGUUGCAUUGGACCUGCAAGCUUCCCUUGGUGGCCAUGGUGUGGCACUUAGCUCUGUAUAGCACAUCAGUGUGCUCGUACCAGAUUCUAAAUGUACGCAAGUAUGUAUGAAUGUAACCAUUAACUACUAGUGCAAAGGGCAUGAGUAACAUACAUGGAGGUGAGGCUACUAACGUACAAGCACAGUUCCUGCAUCAUAUUCCACUGGUCUUAUCUUUAUGAAACUGCAGCUACCUAUAUUUUGAGAAGUGGGGCCAUUCAACCUUUUUCCUUCCUAUAAAAUACCUCUUCUCUUGAAGCUUCCCUCCACCUGAAAAACCUCCAACUUUGUUCAACCUGAUCCCUACCAUAUAUCCCAAUCCAUACCACUCAACAAAGUUUAAAGCCAUGCAUCCCAAUGAUGCUGCUGAACUUCAUUUUCUAGUUCCUUCUAACCCAAACCCAUAUCUACCUAAUAUUAAUAUGAUGCAAAACAACACAGCAGCAUUUCAGUUUAGCAGAUCCUCUAAUCCUCUAUACCAUCUCCAGACCACUCCUCAAGUCCAGGAAUUCAACCCUCAGUCGACAUGUUUCAGCAACAACUCAACUUCAGACGAAGCAGAUGAACAAAACCUAAGCCUCAUCAAUGAGAGGAAGCAGAGAAGGAUGAUAUCCAAUAGAGAGUCUGCGCGCAGAUCACGUAUGCGCAAGCAGAAGCACCUGGACGAGCUCUGGUCGCAGGUUGUUUGGCUACGGAACGAGAAUCACCAGCUCAUAGAUAAACUAAACCAUUUCUCAGAAACCCAUGACAAGAUUGUCCAAGAGAACGCUCAGCUGAAAGAAGAAACCACUGGGCUUCGUCAGAUGAUCACUGACAUGCAGCUCAAUAGUCCUUACCCUAAUUUGAGAGAUUUGGAGGAUAUUAACUGCAACAUGGCGUACCUCAGAACUGAAUCCUCAAACCAGUCGGAUACAAGUUCCUCGGGUGGUCUUCUUGGGUGAUCUGAAGGCCAAUGAAUUUAUUUAUCCGUUUAUAUAUUUUCUACGUCCAUCCUAUUUGCCUUGAUAAUAAGCUCUAUGAGAUUGAGAGAGAGACUGCAAUAAUAUCGUUUUUGACUGUGCUCCUUAUUUUAA
This is a messenger RNA of Rhododendron vialii, 1230 nucleotides long. RefSeq names its product basic leucine zipper 43-like. Gene Ontology annotation, molecular function: DNA-binding transcription factor activity. The transcript has a single exon. Gene Ontology annotation, biological process: regulation of DNA-templated transcription. The coding region runs from base 505 to 1098 and encodes 197 amino acids. Lineage: Eukaryota; Viridiplantae; Streptophyta; Magnoliopsida; Ericales; Ericaceae. The record is from RefSeq and is a predicted model, not a curated record.